AUGGGCAAUUUUGUAAAGGCUCCAUAUCUAUGGUCAGUUUUGUUUUCUAUCUGCAAUUCCAACAUUUAUUUCAAGACUAGAAGUGUAGAGAGGAGAGAGAAAAGGAAUGAAGGAGGAAAAAUGGCUUUCAAUUCGUUAUGCAAAGACGACUUGCUGCGCCCCAGGAUACGAAGCGCUUUGAGCCUGACCCCCAGAAGCCAGAGCAGUUACCAAACGCCACCUCUGACAGAGCUUCAACGCCUGCUGUGGACACAUAAACCUUCCACUGGCCACGUGAAUGAAGUCUGGCCAAACCUCUACGUGGGAGACUUAUAUACAGCUCGGGACAAAGAGCAGCUGCGCCGAAUGGGUAUCACCCACAUUGUGAAUGCUGCUGCUGGCAGAUUUCACAUUGACACUGGAGCUAAAUUCUACAGAGACCUGCCUGUAGAUUAUUAUGGAAUAGAAGCUGAUGAUGAUCCAAAUUUUGAUCUCAGCAUUUACUUCUAUCAAGCUGCCAGAUAUAUAAGAGCAGCGCUGAAUUCUCCAAGAGGCAGAGUAUUAGUUCACUGUGCAAUGGGGAUCAGCCGAUCAGCAACGCUUGUACUUGCUUUCUUAAUGAUCUGUGAAAACAAGACCCUUGUUGAUGCAAUUCAGGCUGUGUGUAAACAUCGAGGGGUCUGUCCCAACUCUGGCUUCCUCAAGCAGCUUCAGGAACUAGACAUGCGAUUAGCGAGGGAGAAAGGAAGAGGAAUAGAUCCCCUCAGACUUUAG
This is a messenger RNA of Emys orbicularis (European pond turtle), 753 nucleotides long. Its product is annotated as dual specificity protein phosphatase 13B-like. Bases 1 to 753 code for a protein of 250 amino acids. Gene Ontology annotation, molecular function: protein tyrosine/serine/threonine phosphatase activity; MAP kinase phosphatase activity. Gene Ontology annotation, cellular component: cytoplasm. The record is from RefSeq and is a predicted model, not a curated record. Lineage: Eukaryota; Metazoa; Chordata; Testudines; Emydidae. The transcript is spliced from 4 exons. Gene Ontology annotation, biological process: protein dephosphorylation; negative regulation of MAPK cascade.